Messenger RNA from Mustela erminea (ermine), 3138 nucleotides. It is a transcript of the gene SUGCT, whose product is annotated as succinyl-CoA:glutarate-CoA transferase. The record is from RefSeq and is a predicted model, not a curated record. Gene Ontology annotation, molecular function: catalytic activity. Lineage: Eukaryota; Metazoa; Chordata; Mammalia; Carnivora; Mustelidae. The transcript has 14 exons. The coding region runs from base 103 to 1419 and encodes 438 amino acids.
GGGCCUGGUUUGCUCACGGGCGCCCCCUGUGGCGGCGGGCCGCGGGCGGCGCGCGCUGCACUCUCUCCUCACGCCGGGACUAGGCUAUCUGAGAGGCGCGCGAUGCUGGCGACGCUGGCGAGGGUCGCGGCUCUGCGGAGAACCCGCCUUCUCUUCGGCCCGGGCCGCGGGAGGGGUUUGUGGACCGGCCGCCCGCAGUCAGAUAGUGACAAUAUGAAGCCCUUGGAGGGUGUGAAAAUUCUGGAUCUAACAAGAGUACUGGCGGGACCUUUUGCUACUAUGAAUUUAGGAGAUCUUGGAGCAGAAGUUAUAAAAGUGGAAAAACCAGGAGCUGGUGAUGACACACGAAUUUGGGGGCCACCUUUUGUGGGGACAGAGAGUACUUAUUUCCUCAGUGUUAAUCGAAAUAAAAAAAGUAUAGCUGUAAAUAUCAAGGAUCCAAAAGGGGUGAAAAUCAUCAAAGAGCUUGCAGCUGUCUGUGAUGUAUUUGUGGAAAACUACAUCCCUGGCAGACUGUCUGCUAUGGGCCUUGGAUAUGAAGAUAUAGACAAGAUUGCCCCUCACAUCAUCUACUGUUCUAUCACAGGGUAUGGCCAGACAGGCCCACUGUCUCAGCGAGCUGGUUAUGAUGCUGUUGCCUCUGCUGUUUCUGGUCUGAUGCAUAUCACAGGGCCUGAGGAUGGAGACCCAGUUCGUCCGGGAGUGGCCAUGACUGAUCUUGCUACUGGCCUGUAUGCAUAUGGAGCCAUUAUGGCUGGAUUGAUACAAAGAUACAAAACAGGGAAAGGACUGUUCAUUGAUUGUAACCUACUGUCAUCUCAGGUGGCAUGUUUGACCCAGGUAGCUGCUAAUUAUCUCAUUGGCCAAAAGGAAGCAAAACGUUGGGGCACGGCUCACGGCAGUAUCGUUCCUUACCAGGCUUUUAAAACCAAGGAUGGAUAUCUUGUGGUUGGAGCAGGAAACAAUCAGCAGUUUGCUACUGUGUGCAAGAUCUUGAAUUUGCCUGAACUAAUUGAUGACUCCAAGUAUAAAACUAACCACCUUCGUGUACAGAAUAGAAAAGAGCUUAUCAAAAUACUGUCUGCACGGUUUGAAGAAGAAAUGACCAGCAAAUGGUUAUACCUCUUCGAAGGCAGUGGGGUUGCAUAUGGCCCAAUCAACGACAUGAAGAACGUAUUUGCAGAACCCCAGGUGUUACACAAUGGCCUCAUCAUGGAGUUGAAGCAUCCAACCGUGGGGAAGAUAUCAGUGCCAGGCCCAGCUGUGAGAUACAGUAAGUUCCAGAUGUCAGAGGCCAGGCCGCCCCCCCUGCUUGGGCAGCACACCACGCACAUCCUGAAGGAGGUCCUUGGAUAUGAUGACAGGGCCAUUGGGGAGCUGCUCGGUGCUGGAGUGGUGACCCAACACGAAGCCGAAUGACCGAAAAUGCUCUUAAGACCACAAUCAGAAUAUACUUCACUAGCGAAGGCAUUCGUCUUUCUGGACCCUUUUCUCCAGUUCUGGUGCCUGCCUCUGCAAAGAAAAGUUAGAGUAAUUCCAGAUUUCCUGCCUGGCGCUCCCAGAAUGGCUCUGGUAUCAGUGCAUCUAGGGCUUUUGUACCCCACCUACUACUCCUUACUGUUCUCUCCCCCACCGCAGAUAAUAGAUUAAUUGUGGAUUUGUGGAAUUUUUUUUUUUUGGAAAGAUUUUUUUUUUCCUGGAAAAAUACAUUCCUCAUUCUAAUUACAUUAAUAGCCUAAAUGUUUGCCCCUCCAGCCCACGCAGGUCUGAAAAAGAGCAGAUCUCUUGACGUUCUCUACUUGCACAUAAAGUCUUCAUUUAAACCUUUGUUAGGAAGUCAAAGCAAUAAGCAGAAUGACAGUUUCAGUGAUUUAUUUUAAACAGAAUAACUUAAUUUUGAGCUCAUGAGUCCUUUGUUAAUCUGUAAUUUAAACCAUGGAUUUUGCUGAUGUCCAUUAGGAAAACUGAGCUUCUUUUUCCCCAUGGGGGUAAAUAUUUGCUUUAUGUUGUAUUUCCCUGAUUAUUUUAUGAUAUGUGGCAGAAAAUCAAUUUCCAUCGUUGUAUGUUGAGGUGCAUGGAUCUAUCUGCAUUAGGGGGUGAAGAGCGGUUCUUUAAUCAGCACCUUAAUUUGAGCCAAGUACAAAUGCAAUAGGUUUUUAAAUGAGUGUCAAAUGACCAUCUAGGCAUUGAAUAAUGUUUAAAUAUUAGGAGAAUGAAAGGAAACCAUUCCCUUGUAAUCUGAGCACUCACCGGAGAAGAAUAUAUCAUGCCUUAGUAUUAAGUAUUUGCAUUUAAAUAUUAAGGUAUUCAUCAGGGAACUUAAAGCCUGGAAAAUGUUUUCUGUCCAGAAGGUGGCAACUGAUUUGACUCUAUGUUCCAGGAUAAACUGUAACUCAGGCUGCCAGUCCCCCAAGCCCAGGUAUAGACCAAGGCAUCACGUGACCUCCUGAUCAAUAUCCCAACGAAGUCAUAACCAUUAGGCACACAGUUUGCAGCUGUCUCAUGACCUACCAUGUGGCAAUUGAAACUUCAGUUAGAGGUGUCUAUCUUCCAAACUGUGAUUUAGAGCUGGUUUUCCUUUAGUGUUCUUUUUUGAUGGGGAUGAUUUGAGCCAUGUGUCCAUGCUGUGAGCCCCAUAUAUUUCUAGAAUCAAGGGUUGCAAAUAAAUAGGAAAUGUGUCUUCUCACAAGGUCUCAUGGGACUUUUUAGAAGAAUGCCUACUAAUUCUUGGAAGAGCUAUUGUCCCCCCUGCUUUGCUCUUUGGGGACAUUUAAUUCUGAAGCACUCCUGCUGUGAUUCCACGAGUUAGACUUUCAUCCCACAAGGGUAAAGCCUGCUGCAGUGCUUUCCCCCCAAUGGCUAGAUACACAUUUGGAGACAUUUGCUUCAGGUCAGGCAUCUAAAUGAAAUUCCUCCAUGUCUAUACAAUCAGGGAUGAAAAUGGCAAAAGGCGAGAUGACAGAGUAUUGGCAAAGUCACAUGAUCUUGAAAACCAGAUUCAUCAUUCUUCCUACAAGUCCAAGUAGAUAUCUUUAAAUGCAGAUUACUUGAUUAGUGAGCAAUCACCCUAAAUAUCUGGGUAGCCUUGUGUGGGAGGAUACUGAUCAUUCACGGUCACAAAGUGACUUUAAAACCUUG